AUGCGCCUGCACGCUGGAGGCUUGACAGACACACCCACAGAGCAGCCAAUCCCCGAGCGGUGGGGCGGGGCCUCCAUCGCGCUCCCCACCCUCCGGGCGCCUAUUGGCCAGUCUGCCUCAGUCACAACGCCGAUUGGUCGCUUGUGCCUGACAGGGCAGGUCGUCAAACCCCAGGUAGAUGACACUGAGGAUUCUGAUGAAGAAUGGACACCAAAGCAGCAAGAACUCAGAAGAAAGGAGACUGGAGUGAAGAGGUACAGUUUACGAGAAAGAAAGGGCCACGUGUACCAAGAGGUCAGCGAGCCCCAGGAUGACGACUACCUCUAUUGUGAGGACUGUCAGAACUUCUUCAUCGACAGCUGUGCUGCCCAUGGGCCCCCAACCUUUGUAAAGGACUGUGCAGUGGAAAAGGGGCAUGCCAACCGCUCAGCUCUCACGCUGCCCCCUGGGUUAAGCAUCAGACUGUCGGGCAUCCCUGACGCUGGGCUUGGAGUGUGGAACGAGGCGUCCGAUCUGCCGCUGGGCCUGCACUUUGGCCCCUAUGAGGGCCAGAUCACAGACGAUGAAGAGGCCGCCAAGAGUGGAUACGCCUGGCAGAUCACCAAAGGGAGGAACUGCUACGAGUAUGUGGAUGGAAAGGACACGUCUUGGGCCAACUGGAUGAGGUAUGUGAACUGUGCCCGGGACGACGAGGAGCAGAACCUGGUGGCCUUCCAGUAUCACGGGCAGAUCUUCUACCGAACCUGCCAGGUGGUCAGGCCGGGCUGUGAGCUGCUGGUCUGGUACGGGGACGAGUACGGCCAGGACCUUGGCAUCAAGCGGGACAGCCGGGGGAAGAGUGAGCUCGCAACCGGGAGAGAACCGAAGCCCAAGAUCCACCCAUGUGCCUUCUGCUCUCUGGCCUUCCCCAGUCAGAAAUUCCUCAGCCAACACACCCAACAGAGUCACCCCUCUCAGACCCUCCUGAGACCAUCUGAAAGAGACCUCCUCCAACCAGAGGAUCCCUGCCCAGGCAAUCAAAAUCAGCGAUAUUCAGAUCCACACAGCCCAAGCGAAAAACCUGAGGGUCAGGAGGCCAAGGACAGAGAAUGA
This is a messenger RNA of Cervus elaphus (red deer), 1092 nucleotides long. Its product is annotated as histone-lysine N-methyltransferase PRDM9-like. The coding region runs from base 1 to 1092 and encodes 363 amino acids. Gene Ontology annotation, biological process: positive regulation of reciprocal meiotic recombination; regulation of DNA-templated transcription. The record is from RefSeq and is a predicted model, not a curated record. The transcript has 8 exons. Gene Ontology annotation, molecular function: zinc ion binding; histone H3K36 methyltransferase activity; histone H3K4 methyltransferase activity. Lineage: Eukaryota; Metazoa; Chordata; Mammalia; Artiodactyla; Cervidae. Gene Ontology annotation, cellular component: nucleus.